CUUCAAACCAACAUCUAAUGAAGAAGCUAAUGAAAAAAAUCGUCGAACUGAACUUAAUAAUGUUGUUGGAGAUGAGAAAAAGAAAUGAUCAUUGUUCACGGAGGAUACCUUUCCGAAAGGAAGACGGUCGUCGUCUUCGAACCUGGUAUGAUCUCAAGACCACGUGUUCCACAAACACUCAUCUCUCUGAUUGUACUUUUUAUCCUCGCCCUCAACUCGCUUCUCAUUUUUUCCAGAGACAGCUUAUCCUCCAAACUACUUGCUCCUUGUUCCCUCCACCCAAAAUGUAUGGCUACAUUCCUUACUCGAUGCACAUCUAGCACCUACGAGGAAAAUUCAUAGGAGAGACAAACCUGCAUUUUUGACAGUUUUUGGACGCAUUAAUUUCUGCUUGAUAGAGUUUGUUCUACUUAUUUUCUCACCCUCUCAUAAUUGAUUUAUGUGCUACCUCCUGAAGAAGCGAAAUUUAGAAGAAAAGCAUAAUGGAGCGGUUUGUGUUGGGUCUGUCGGACUUGUCGGGCAACGAUGUUUCGUUGUGUGUCUUCGAGCCGUACAUAUUUUGGAGGGCAGUGGACGACAAGGAGGGCGAGCACACCAAAGACAACAGCAGCAAAACCAAGACCACAGCUAAACAGCAAGUUCCAACGGUUCGCUACAGUGAUGUGAAGAACAUUCUGUAUUUUCAAAGAGGCAUUCCAGUGCAGUUGGCGCACCUCCUGUACUCGAGACGCAAAGACGUUUUCUAUGGGUGGCCGGUGGUUGGUACUACAUCACCCCGAGAGCAAGCUGCAGAAGCUCCACAACAACUAAGGCCUCCUCCUCGUACUCCUGCAGGAGGUGUUUUACAAGAAUCACUUAAUGGUAAUGAAGAUAGUUGUAUUAGAAGUACUACAGAUAGAGAUGGACCACGUUUAGAAGAUGACGACGAAGAUGAGGCGCGUUUUAUUGUCGAUCCUGGACGUCAACUAGUCGAUGAGAAUCGGAUUUAUUUACGCGUGCGGGCGAUAGGGGAGUAUGACAGUCCGGAUCUCUGGGGGGUGCCCGAGUACGUCGAUCCGGUUGCCAUGUCACUUGUCUCUCAAAAAAUGAAAAACCGAAGAAAUAAAGCUGCGUCGAAGAAGAACAAAGCAUGGACGAGAUCACAGCCAGGACACUUGCGAAGCACGAAAAAUGGUCUCGUAAUGAAUAUUGCAACUGCAACAACUGGAGGCAAGAACAAGAGGAACAAUGACAAGAACUAUAGUGAAAUUGCAGGAACUUCUGGCUCUGGCACAGGACGCACCAGUACUACAGAGGAAUCUCACACGACAAAGCAUCAGCAACCACGAAAGUCCGAGGAAGAUGAUCAUUUUCGAUAUUCAACAACAGCAAACUAUCAUGAAUAUGAUCAUGGUCGUCCACUAACACCUACAAACUAUGAAUAUGAUGGUCCAGCACCCUUUCAGCUGAUAGUACGCGAAGUUUCCUUCGACACUUAUCCUGUGUGCUAUCCGUGGCCAGGACCUGCAUCCUCUGCUCAUAUCGUCCUCAACCGAAGUAGGAUGCAAAAGUGCUUACAAGAAAAUGAGGAUCUCACGGGUCGGCGACAUCUGGAGCGUGUGCUAGGACUAUACGACGCCGAAGAUUAAGGCUAGUACAUCACUAUCUCACUUCUCAGUCACGUGGAGUACAACGCCGAGGACGGGGUUCCCCUCAGAAGUCAAAAGAAAUCUGAGCGGAAAAAGGGCAACUCACUCCACCACGGAUAGUGAUUGCCUAGCGUUAAGAAAAGAACAACUACCGAAUGCGAUCCGUGAACUUUCUUUUUCACACUGGUGUUCUUGAUGACGGGUAUUUUCCCAUCCUUCUUUAUGACAGGUAUAUUGUACCGGAAAUCCUAGCAAAAAAUCUAGAGGAAGAAGAAGAGGCACAAGAAGAUCAUGCACCUGAUGCAAACAACGGAAACAACAACGGCGGGCUUUCCUUCCUCUCACUCGCACAGCCUAAAGUUAAGAAAGAAGUAUGUCUUAGAGGCGUGUUGAUUGAUAAUUUCACACGCACCCACGAGGACAUCGGCGUUCACAGACUGAUGCUUCUGUUACACGACUCUUUUUCACUAGCUACUAGGCACCUUAGUAAAUGUUAUAAAGGACGACAGGUCAAAUCUUUAGCCUUUCGCAGGUUCUUCUUUACGGAUGCCUUGCGUGCGUGGUUAUCCGCCUCUUCUAACAUCGAACGGCCAAUGCGCACUCCGUGGAAUGUAUGGCCCAACAGAGCUCACUUGUACUGCACCACGAGCAUGCUGCACGUCUGUCUCCACCAAGAUUUGCUCUGUAGAUUCAAAGACUUUCGGCAACGACCACAGCUCCAUGCUCCCUCAAGUAUUUGCAUGCCUACGCUUUGGCAAUACAGUUUAGAGGAGGAAGAAGGCGGUCCGCCGCGGCUAGGUGGGGCUUUGGGUGGAGGAGCUACAGUUAAGGCCUGGUCGCCAUCACGUUCACCUUCACGAUCACCAAUAUGAAUAUUCCAUAUCGUCCAUCCAAUAAGUGAUGAGGUUCUUUGGUACCUCGUACACGUUGAUCCCUGUAGUACCUGUACCACUUUAUGAAGAUGUUCUUGGAAUUUUGAAGAUACACGAGGACCUUGUUCUUCUAAGUACAACAAUACGAAUACAGAAGCAGCAAAUUCCACGACUACAGACGCAGCACUACGCACAGAACCGUGGCAAGAACAGGUUUUAUGGGGCGACCGGAACAGGGUAAGGAGUUCCUCCGAGGGAGAUCUUGCUACGACACGAUAUUCGUCGGUUGAGAACGCAGCAACCCAUGGUUACUGGGAAGACGGGUACCUCUUUCGAAUAUGGCGAAUGUCAUCCAGUUAAGGCCUGUAAUAACAUCAGAUCGUUUAGUUGAAAAAUUGGUCGUCCUCUUUCUUAAUGUAAAUCUUCAGAGAAAAAAUGAAAAUAGAUACAAUCGACAACGAGCACUAAUUUCCUUCAUCAUGAACAGAUUUGUUGUCAAAGAACAACAUAUGAUGUUUCAUAUUAUAAUAUGAAUAUUCUAAUCCAGUGAAAGACAAGAAUAUCAUGCUUCAUAAUAUGUAUUCUAAUUUAGUGGCAGCGUCGCUGGUCGUCAGGCUAUCGUCGCUGCAUUUCUGGUAAGCAAGGAGACCCCGCCACUGAUGGUGAACUACAUAGAUCGCUUACUAGGGAUCAGCCUGUUUUACGAACUUUGUGCCAAUAAUGCUCAGCUUGCGACGUUGCUCCUACGCAGAAGGGUCCGGAUCAUCCGAGAUUAUCUUCGUGUUGAGGAUGGCAGGAGCCACGACAAUGAAGAGGAGCAAGAUUAUUGGAGUGAUGAUGAAGAUUACCAUCACGGACGAGGCCGCGAUCUCGGCUAUAAUCUUGGUGCAGAUCAUUUUCUUGACGAAGGAACAGGUGCCCCAAGUGGCUCCCCAAGAAGUGGCUCAAGAGCUCGACAACAACGAGCUACGCCGUCAGACAUUUGGAUGCGGGUUUUGUCCAAGAGAGCUCGGCACAUAUGGGAAAACACAUUCGAAGACCCGAUACCUACGAUAACGACCGAAGUCGUCUGCCGUUCAGAAGAAGAGUACCUGAUAGUGACGUCACAGAUCGGACCGAAAGUGGAGCACGCUCACGUAGAACGCGAAGAUGACCCUAACACGACAGGAGCGACAGACGGACAUGCUGUACUUCAUCAAGAACAUCAUGCUGUUGAUAGUGCGACUCCAUCAUACUCGAAUGUUGAGACUUUCCACUUACUUUCCAGUGCAGCAUUGAAUCGGCAUGAUAAGUUCUGCAAGGCCUGUCUAGGCGUGCUGAAGCCGGGUCCGGGAGCACAGGAGCUGGGACUGGAAAUUCUGCGUACGCGACCCGACAUCACUGAUACCAUGCUGAAUGCUAAAAUUAAGGCUUCCCCUAAACCUAAUCCAUCUUUUUCAAAGACGUCGAUCCCGAAGAGUCCUUUUUUAAAGGGGAGAAGGCACCUACGAUCGAUGCGUCUCGAGAUGGAUUAGGGUGAGCUCUAAUAAAAGCAACGAAGGUCGGACUUGCUUCAGUCGCGCAUGUGAUCUCCGUAUGGGCAAGCUGGCGAUGGCUCUCGCGGAACAUCCUGAAUUCGAUACUGCCGUAACGCCGUUCUUCGAGUACUGGCGGGACAACAAGAGCUCGGUGGCUAGAUCGGGUUAUCAAAUCGCACGUUCGAAAGGCCUACAUAAAGUCUGCGCGAAAAUAGAUGCCAGAAAUAGACAAAGAACCGUUGAUCAACCUACAACGACACUCACUACAAAUUUCAAUUCAACAAAUCAAAGGAUUUGAUGGAUUUGAGACAGGUCCAUUAACGAAUAACCUGGUUGCGCGCACCUAGAUUACUACUAAGCAAAAACCUCCGCUGACAUUCCGAAUCCUGUUCCACAGGCU
Messenger RNA from Amoebophrya sp. A25, 4417 nucleotides. The record is from the annotation of a GenBank genome assembly. Lineage: Eukaryota; Dinophyceae; Syndiniales; Amoebophryaceae.